UCACAAAUGAGGGGGGCCCCUUUUCGAACCCCGCCUAGGGCCUUGAAAAUCUCAGGGCUGGGCCUAGAAGACCUGCAUACCUUGUGGAGAACACCAAGUACAACCCCUUGCCACAAUUGGUGCAUCAAUAUUCAACCAAAACGGGGCACAUUGAAAAGGACCCCUAGAUAUUCACAAUACAUAGACCGGGUAAGAACACCUCCUAUAGUUUGCCUAGAUUGGCCCAAGACUUGAAACAAAAAUGGGUGCAUCAAAAAGGACCCUUAGAUAUUCACAUUGCAUAGACCAAGUAACACCACAUUCAGAAGCUUUCUUAGUGGCUACUGGCUACCAAGACUCAAAAACUGACACAAAAAUCUGCUCCAGAAACUAUUUAAUUUGGAUCUCUCAACUUUGCUCUCUAAGGCCGAGGUGGAUGAUUAAGGCCCUGGAAAAAAAAAUAUCGUUAGCCUUGAAUGUGCUCUCCAAGUUUUAAAGAAUAACAUUCUUUAUAAAUGCAUACCUGUAGUAUACUAGGCCAACGUGAUGAAGGUAAUGCUGAAGGUAAAUGUUUGACUAAGAUUGCUGUCAUGGGCAGCAAGAGUGAUGAAGUUAUUGGUGAAAAUAAUGUGAUUGAAACCAGAGGUAAUGUGAUCGGAACCAUACCCAUUCCAAUUCUCGAUGAGGGAACAGUCGUGACACAAUGGAAGAAUCAAUUGGCAUGGUCGGAAAUGAGAGCUUCAUAAAGCUGAAUGAUAGAGCAACUAAUGUGGCAUUGGAAGUUGGAACCACAAUAAACGACGCACGGAAACGUGAUUUUGUAGACGUGUCAGAUCACGGAGCAGAAGAAUCAGAAUUAACUGUUGCUGCUGCAAACAGGGAGGAGAUCUCAUCAACAGGAUAUUUCCUCUCCUCUGGUGCUUCGCUAUUGCCUCAUCCCUCUCAGGCAUUGACAGGUGGGGAGGAUGCUUAUUUUGUUCCUGGGAAGAAUUGGUUGGGUGCAGCGGAUGGAGUUGGUCAAUGGUCACUAGAAUGAAUUAAUCCAGGAAUUUAUGCCCAAGAACUGAUGGAGCACUGUCAAAAGAUUGUCUCGAAUUGCAACAGUAUGCUACUACCUAAACCGGAGGAAGUUCUCAAUCAAAGUGCUCUUGAAGCGAAGUCUCCUGGAUCGUCAACAGUUUUGGUUGCUUACUUUGAUGGUCGGGCUCUUCAUGUGGCCGAUAGUGGAGACUCGGGAUUUAUUGUAAUCAGAAAUGGUGCUGUUUAUAAAAAGUCUUCUCGAAGGUCUUACGAGUUGAACUUCCCAUAUCAAAUAAAAUGUGGAGACGAUCCCUUGGAGCUUGUGGAGGACUAUAGGAUUGAUUUGGAUGAGGGUGAUGUUAUUGUUACUGCAACUGAUGGCCUUUUUGACAAUUUAUAUGACGAAGAAAUAGCUUCAAUCAUCUCCAAGUCGCUGCCAGGCAAUUUGAAACCUGAGGAAAUAGCAGAAGUUCUGGCUGUGAGAGCACAAGAGGUGGGAAAAUGAGAAACUGGUAGGAGUCCAUUUGCAGAUGCAGUACAAGCAGCUGGAUAUGUGGGAUUUACUGGUGGCAAACUUGAUGAUGUUACCGUAAUUGUGUCUUUGGUCCAGAAGUCCUCCCACUGAGUAACGACAAUGGCUUUCUUCAUCUUCUUGUUUCUUGUAAGUUGUAGUCUCUAAAUGCUUUCAAAUCAUGUAAUAUAAUUUUUUGCUUGAUUCACAA
Messenger RNA from Rhododendron vialii, 1721 nucleotides. RefSeq names its product probable protein phosphatase 2C BIPP2C1. The record is from RefSeq and is a predicted model, not a curated record. NCBI's taxonomy places the organism in Eukaryota, Viridiplantae, Streptophyta, Magnoliopsida, Ericales, Ericaceae.